GGGAGUGCCCGCUGCCUCCUCCUCGUCCUUUCCCUUGGUGUCUUCAUUCCUGAGGGGAGUGGGAACAGGGGACGUGGCAAAUGCUGUCCUUCGGGCUCCGGCAGGGCUGGGGCUGCACAGCGUGAGACUGUGUCUCUGCACGCCAUCAUCGCCUGGCGGGUCCUCAGAGCUCUUGGCUGCAGUUCUGUGGUUUUCCCGCAGUGAGUCGAAGGGGUAGUGAAGAACAGGUGACUUGGAUUUGGAGGCCGUGUGCUAGGGAUCAGCUUUUCCUGUCAGUUAUGCAAGCAGAAUUAUGCAAAAGCAGUAUUUUCCUCCGAGCUCCACCUUGAUGGGAGCACGGCUGGCUGGAUCCCAUGUUGAGACACAGGAGCCCAAGACUAAUCCUUUGGUGUCUGUUUCAGAUGAGCCAGAAACGCUGUACAAGAGAUUGUCCAUUUUAGUUAAAGGCCACGAUAAAGCUGUGUUGGACAGCUAUGAAUAUUUUGCAGUGCUUGCAGCUAAAGAACUUGGCAUCUCUGUUGAAAAAGUAGAUAAACCCCCGAAGACGAUAGAGCGAUUUACACUUCUCAAAUCCGUACACAUUUACAAGAAGCACAGAGUUCAGUAUGAAAUGAGAACACAUUACAUGUGUUUAGAGUUAAAAUACCUAACAAGCAGUACUGCUGCAGUUUACUUGGAGUACGUGCAACGAAACUUACCUGAAGGGGUUGCCAUGGAAGUGAAAAAGACUAAGAUAGAGAAAAUACCAGAGCACAUUCAGAAACCUGUUUGGGAUACACUACCUCAAGUAGAAGAAACUGAAGUAAAGUCAUGAACACACCAGGUACUUCAUUAGUACUGAAAUUCGUUGCUCCUAUCAACCUCAUUUACUGAGACAGUCCAUUGUUAAAUAAAGUUUCUCUUAUAAAGAAAUUGUAUAAACUCUUGUUUCAUCAAGUUAUUUUUCCUCAUAACUCCAGUACAUGUAGACUGAACUGCUAUAAAGAGAAGAAAUUUUACUGUGUUCUGUGAUCAGUGACUGUGGUAAUCUGUAAAAAGUUUGUAGAAAGCUAAAGUUUAUUUUUACUUAUAUAUGUAAAAGUAUGUGUAUAUAUACAUAAAUAUAAAUUCACCAUCUCCUUUUGAUACUGGAUGGCUUCUGAAUGCCGAAAUUCUUCCAAAUCCACUUCAUGUUUGUGUCAUGUUUAAUAUUAAGGAUGCCAGACUGUCAUCAAUUUAUCAAUUUUGGAUAAACUACUUUGUUGGAUAAACUAUUUCCCAUCUUCUUUUCCCUUACUUAUACCACAUUUCUCCAUUUUUGCUUCCUGCCACAUUUCUUAGCGAGUGCCAACAGCACCACUCCCACCACUGCUUUAGGUUUCCUCUCAAGUAACCUUCCUUCCUACUGACCAACUCCUCUGAUUUUUCAGUCAGAACAUUUGUAGUUGCAAUAAAUACUCCAUGCUUCAUACGAUUUACAGACAUCAGAGUUUGAGCCUGCUCUGUUGUGUUCCUAGGAGUCAGACAUCCAAAGUUUAAAUGAUCUUUGUCUGAAGUGCCCAGUUUUGCAUCCAUAUAGCAAAAUUAUCAGGAUCAGCAAUUUCAUUGCCUUAUACAAAGGCAAUGUAUGCCACGUGGGAUGUUCCUUGCAUCACAGCAGAGCUGUGUGCUUCACCUUGCUAGAAUUCCAGUUUGAAUAUGAAAGGAGUGAUGUACAGAGAGGGAAGGCAUGACCUCCUUUCUUACCUUUCUCUUUGCUGCAAGCCAGUGUUGUGCCUUACACAUCUUUCUUUUCAUUAUAUUCACAGAAGUGCAUACAAUAUUAAUAAAUAAACAUUCAACUUUAUAAGCUA
Molecule: messenger RNA, 1832 nt
Organism: Zonotrichia leucophrys gambelii
Lineage: Eukaryota; Metazoa; Chordata; Aves; Passeriformes; Passerellidae
Gene: MRPS10
Product: mitochondrial ribosomal protein S10
Exons: 7
Coding region: 293-814 (173 amino acids)
Biological process (GO): translation
Cellular component (GO): ribosome; mitochondrial small ribosomal subunit; mitochondrion
Molecular function (GO): structural constituent of ribosome
Source: RefSeq, a predicted model, not a curated record